AUGUCCAAUAGAAUCAUCAUAAGCAGCAUUUAUUUCCAGAAAAAGGACAUAUACAAGCAAACAUGGAUAUCUCCUGACGUGGCAAUCAAAAAUCAAAUCGAUCACGUAAUGACAGAUAAUAAACACCGUUCAUGGUUCAGUAACGUUAAGAGCCACAGAGAAGCAGACGCAAAUACCGACCAUUACCUAGUAGUAGCAACUCUUAUUGAAAAGCUAUCAAUUUUUUGGAAAGAGAAUAAAAGUAGGAAGAGUACAAAUAUGUUAAAUGUAGACAGGCUUAGAAACCCUUUGGAAAUAGCACAGUAUAGGAAAAGGAUCACUGAAGAACUCUAUACCACAAAAGAAAAGAAGGAACACAUAAUCCUUCAUCACGAAAAUAAAUGGACAAAUAUCAAAAACGUUAUUACCUCGGCUGCAAAAAAUCUCAAAGAAAACCCCAAUCACAAUAAGAAAAAGCACUGGUUCAAUAAUGAGUGUAUGGAAACAAAAGCACUCGAAGAACUUGAGGGAGAGAGGAACAACUCGAGGAAUUUCUUCAAACACUGCAAACGACUCAAACAGGGUUUUAAAUCAGAAACACUUUUCUUAAAAAAGAAUCAGAAUGAUCUCAUUUCGGAACCGAGAGAAAUCGUACAACAUUUCAGAAAACAUUUUGAUGCGCUACUUAAUGCGAGCCAAACAAAUAACAGUAACAAAACCAAGUAUAAAGAAUACAAGGAGCCUGAUCUUAGAGAGAUAGAUUAUAUUAUCAAUAACCUUAAAAAUAACAAAGCUCCAGGAGAAGGUGACAUAAACUCUGAAUUACUUAAAACAUCAGGAAAAGACUUAAUUAUAGAGCUACAAUCCUUAAUUCGAGAAAUAUGGCACAAGGAACAGAUUCCAACGGAUUGGAGAACCGGGAUAAUUUGUCCAAUAUUCAAAAAUUUUGACACUGGUAUAGUAUCAAACUACCAUGAAAUUUCUUUGUUAGAUACAGCUUACAAAAUUUUAUCGAUGGCGUUGCUAAGAAGACUAGUAAUUUAUGCGGAAGACAUCUUAACAGAUUAUCAAACUGAUUUCAGAAGAGGAAAAUCUACGACUUAUCAUAUAUUCACAAUAAGACAAGUAAUGGAAAAAUUCUACUAA
This is a messenger RNA of Sipha flava (yellow sugarcane aphid), 1125 nucleotides long. RefSeq lists its product as uncharacterized. The transcript is spliced from 2 exons. Bases 1 to 1125 code for a protein of 374 amino acids. The record is from RefSeq and is a predicted model, not a curated record. Lineage: Eukaryota; Metazoa; Arthropoda; Insecta; Hemiptera; Aphididae.